CGGAUCUUUUCGCAUUUUAUGCGCUCAUUCGGUGUAUUUUACUGUUUCGUGCUUUUGUCACACUCGCUUCGAAUAGUUUUUGGCGAUUGGAUUUUUGGACGGGCAUUUUUCGAUAAAGUGCAAUUUGGUUUUUGAACUCAACGGGAGUGCAAAUAUUUUCAAUUUUAUCCAUCGAUAGUGGUUCAUGUUUUAAUUUUCUACGUGCGAGAGAAAUUUUAGGAUUUCGAGAAAUUUCAUCAAGCAAGUUGCUUUAAAAGACCAAAAGUUGAAUAUAAACAGUUUUGAAAGUUGAUAAGUAAUACGUAAAGAUAAAUAAAUGGAGUAAUACGAAUGAUAAAAAUAUAAAACAGAACAGCCGCAGGAUAAUUUUUGAAAAUUCAAAUCAGUUUUGAUAAACUCCAGGAACUACAUUAACCAAUGCUGAUAAAAAAAAGACUAUUCCACACUUGGAUAAGUUUUUUUUUCAACAAAAAUUGUUCUAAAAAGAUAAAAGUGUAAUUGAAAUUAGUUCUAAUUAAAAGUAACUAACAACAACACAAACUAAUACUCAUUCAAUCAGUGUGAAAAGUGUUGAUUUUAGCUUAUUUUGAAUAUAGCGACGGGAAAUCGAUCCCGACGCGCACACAAACAGCCCAAUCAUUUUCACCGACGGAAAUAAGCUGAGCCCUGCGAACGCAGGUCGAGGAAUGUUUUGCUAUCAUUGUCCACCGUCUAUACAUCCUGCAGGGCCUCACCAGCCACGUUUACCAACGCUAGACUACCCAUUUGCAUCGACGCAUCCAUAUACCAGUUACUCAUAUCAUCCGGCCAUACACGAUGAAACGUUUGUGCGACGAAAGCAGAGACGGAAUCGAACAACGUUCACGCUUCAGCAACUCGAAGAACUGGAAACGGCAUUUGCUCAAACUCACUACCCGGACGUGUUCACCAGAGAGGAUUUGGCGAUGAAGAUCAACUUAACCGAAGCUCGUGUUCAGGUAUGGUUCCAGAACAGGCGCGCUAAGUGGCGUAAGGCGGAACGGCUCAAGGAAGAGCAACGGAAACGGGAUAGCGGUGACAAUACGCCAAUUUUAGCCGAUCGAAAUGAGCAGAGCCGAGAAUCAUCACCGGACAUUAUUGGCGAUAAUGACGAUGAACACUUGAGCACAAGUGCACCGGCUCAUAGUCCACGAACUGAUUCCGAUUUGGAACGACCACAAUCGUCGUCGAUGCAAAUCCAUAACCAUCAAUCUUGUUCGGGUAGCGUUGGUUCACCGUCACCUGGAUUCCGAACAUCACAAAAUUCUGGCAACAGUCCGCCGAAUGCUGACUCACCGCCAAUCGAAGUUGGCGGUCCCAUUUCGCUGGCAACAUCCCCAAUAUCUAUGACACUGAGCUCACGUUCCAACAGCAUCUUGACGAAUACAAAUGGUGUCGCGGCUAAUAGUAUUUUCAACAGUUUUGCUGAAACAACAAAUGGCUUUCGUCCGUUGCUAGACAAUAAUGCGCCACGUGCAACGCCUCCUCUAUUCUUACCAACACAUUUGGCAUCGCUUGGUACACAGUUUCAUCCGCCAUUGUUUCCUCAUUUAAAAGGAUUUCCAGGUUUGUGCUCGUGUUGCCCGACAAUCACAUCAUCGACAACAUCAUCAAUUUCAUCGUUGAGUGCAAAUCGUUCGUCGGCAUUGACGAACGUGUCGACAUCAUCGGCAAGUGAUCCACGCACCACAUCUGUGGCUGAACUGCGUCGCAAGGCACAAGAGCAUUCAGCAGCUCUGUUACAAUCAUUGCAAGCAGCAGCAGCGGCUGGGUUUUCAUUCCCCGCAUUUUUGCCACCAUUAAAUUUCAGUAAUACACGCAAAUCAAUGCUGAAUCCAGGGUUUUGCAUCAGCACCGGAUCAACCACGAAUAACAAUGACAUUUUAACGACUUCAAACAAUAACACCAUCUCGGCCACUGUGAACGGUGAUGCUGCACAACACUCAACUCAAAUCAAUGCCACCGAAAAAAGUGAAUAAAUUUAAAUUCUUAAAGAAAAUCAUAUUCAAUAGAAAUUGUACAAACCAAUCUUAAAUUCAUCAGUUCUAAUUGAGAUAAAAUCAAAAUAUAAUUAGCAUUAAGUUCAGUAAAAGUAAAAUAAGUUAAGUUGUGUGCCCAAAUUUAGUUCUUGUUCAAAAUCCAUCACAAAAAAUAAUGCAAAAAUACUUAUCUGUAAAUCAGUUGAAUGGACAAAAAGUGCAGUCAAAUUAAACGUAACGUUUUAAUGGUUAAGAUUUUAUGAAAAUUGUACAAUAUAAACAGUUUAGCCGUUUGAAAGGAAAUACACAGAAGAAAACUGAUUGAAAUAAUGUAGAUAUACGGCAAAAAAAAAAUCAAUUCUGAAGAUAAAAUCAAAUAAAAAAAGUUAAAUUAACCAAUAAUCUUGUAGAAUAGCUAACUAGCACGCUGGUUUCAAC
Messenger RNA from Sitodiplosis mosellana (orange wheat blossom midge), 2435 nucleotides. RefSeq names its product paired mesoderm homeobox protein 2A (gene Drgx). Lineage: Eukaryota; Metazoa; Arthropoda; Insecta; Diptera; Cecidomyiidae. Gene Ontology annotation, biological process: regulation of transcription by RNA polymerase II. Gene Ontology annotation, molecular function: DNA-binding transcription factor activity, RNA polymerase II-specific; RNA polymerase II transcription regulatory region sequence-specific DNA binding. The record is from RefSeq and is a predicted model, not a curated record. The transcript has 9 exons. Bases 687 to 1997 code for a protein of 436 amino acids.